GGGCGGCCCGGGCCCCUUUGUAAGAACCGCUUGGGGCGCUGGCCAUCCACUUUGCCACCGACUACCCUCGAAACUGCUUCGAAACCGCUCGACACUCGCUCUCUGAGAUGUAUCGUCUGAUUCUUGCACUGCUUCUUUGCAAUUUGGCAUCGGCUUUCGGCCAAAAAGACUCCUGGGAAAAGCCUGGAUGUUCCAGAGUUGCACAUAGCAGGAAGGUGAGCAUCCCGGAUUGCGUGGAGUUCUACCUCACGACCAACGCUUGCAUAGGCUAUUGCGAAUCCUGGGCAGUUCCAUCUCCACCGGAGACUAUCUUCAACAACCCCCUCCAAGGAAUCACGUCUAUCGGACAGUGCUGCAAUAUGAUUGAAACGGAAGAUGUGUCAGUAACAGUUCGUUGCUUGGAUGAAACCAAAGAACUCAUUUUCAAAUCAGCCAAAAGCUGUUCCUGCUACCACUGCAAAAAAGACUGAUCGGCAAGAUCUUAAGCGACGAAAAUUUCUCUUUGAAAAGCACAAGAUUUAAUUUAAGUUUAAUAAUUUAAAAUAAUUUAAAACUGAGUUACUUCUUGGUAUAAAAGCGUUAAAAAAUGUUAAUAAAACAUUUAUUUUUUCUAUGAAGGUGAGGGUGAUGUGAUAAAUUGGAAGAGCCGAAUUGUUAUUUAUUUUAAUUGGAGUUUAAAUAAAUUUAUUUCAUUGACAA
Cimex lectularius (bed bug) is the source of this 699-nucleotide messenger RNA. It is a transcript of the gene Gpa2, whose product is annotated as thyrostimulin alpha-2 subunit. NCBI's taxonomy places the organism in Eukaryota, Metazoa, Arthropoda, Insecta, Hemiptera, Cimicidae. Gene Ontology annotation, molecular function: hormone receptor binding. The coding region runs from base 108 to 470 and encodes 120 amino acids. Gene Ontology annotation, biological process: cell surface receptor signaling pathway. The transcript has 4 exons. The record is from RefSeq and is a predicted model, not a curated record.